AUAAAGCCUCCGCUCGGUCUCCGUUCAGACACAGACAAAUUUCUCGCUCCCCACUGAGCUGCACCGGGGGAAUAAAAAGGAUAUUUACCCUCCGGCCGACCGACCACUCCGCCCACGUCCGACUCCAACCUGCUGCGAUGUGCAAAGGACUGGCGUCGCUGCCCACCUGCUGCUUGGAAAGGGCCAAAGAGCUGAAAGCAAUGCUGGGAAGCGUUUUGCAGAAAUCCAACUGGAAUCGAUCCUGCUGCAAGACAGGGAAAAACAGGCCCACGCUGGAGGAAUGCCUCCGGUGGAAAGAGUCUUUUGAAAAACUCCUGUCCAGCAAAUACGGACUGUGCGCCUUCACGGCCUUCCUGGUGUCCGAGUUCAGCGAGGAGAACAUCGCGUUCUACUUUGCCUGCGAGGACUACAGGACGACCAAGUCGCCCGGCAAACUGCCGGCGAAAGCCCAGAAGAUCUACGACGAGUUCAUCGGCAGCGACGCUCCCAGAGAGAUUAACAUCGACCACGAAACCCGGGACAUCACCAGGGACAACAUGCUGGACCCCUCGCCGUCGUGCUUCAACAUGGCCCAGUACAAGAUCUACAUGCUCAUGGCCAAGGACUGCUACCCUCGCUUCCUCCGCUCGCCGGCCUACGGGGACCUCGUGUGCCAGGCCAAACCCGGCGACAGGGCCGCCACGCAGCCGCGACAGGAGAAGGCGGCGUGAAGGAGUGGGGGCGGGGGGGGCGUUGAUCUCCCUCCCUUCCCUCCCCCCCUCCAAGUGAGCCGAUGAAGGAUUGUUAGCUGGUGGCCCCCUCGAGGGGUCGUGAAGGCAAGCAAAGCGAGACGUGGCGCGCCGGGGCGCUGCGCCGGGACGCGGGGGCCGCUGUCGAGAGCGGCGGCGGUGGAUUCUGCGGAUGUCAACGCUCGCUCGCUCUCUCUCUCUCUCUCUCUCUGUGUGUGUGAAGAUGAGGAAGGAUGGAAGAGGACAGGGAAAACAGAGCAGAGGUUGGAGGUUUGGCGCCUUCAAGUGGACGGCUGGUGCGAACGCGGACGGACGGCGUCCGGGAGAGUCCACGGACAGCGUGACAGGCUGAGUCCAGGUCCAACCGCACGGCGCGAGAAAGUGGGAAAGGCACUUUUCUUUGACGCACACGUUCGUGGUUGCGACGUGCAGAGUCCUCCUGUCCGACUGGUGCGCCGUGUGUGAACAGGCAUGUGCUUGGUGAACACGUAUUCAUGUGCUUGUAAUAUAUUUCUUGCAUUUUUCUUCUUUUUUUUUUCGGGACCAAACGACGACAAAAAAAAGCAAAUGCGCAAUUUAAUUUAUAACAUUUACAUAUUUAUAUUUAUUGUUGUUGUUGUUGUUUUUUUUACCUGCCAGCAAAUAAACUAAAUUAUUUGAAACGUG
Messenger RNA from Scophthalmus maximus (turbot), 1394 nucleotides. RefSeq names its product regulator of G protein signaling 16 (gene rgs16). The coding region runs from base 138 to 710 and encodes 190 amino acids. The transcript has 5 exons. NCBI's taxonomy places the organism in Eukaryota, Metazoa, Chordata, Actinopteri, Pleuronectiformes, Scophthalmidae. The record is from RefSeq and is a predicted model, not a curated record.